AUGAUCAAAAGAUUUUUUGCUAAGACUUCAGGAGUUGUGUUUUAUUCAGUCAGUUUUGCAUCUGUUUUUCACUGCUUUUUUGAACAUAUUGCCAGCUUAAUUGUGGCAGAUGGACCAUCUAUGCAGCCCACCAUUUAUACUGAUGAUAUAUUGUUAUCCGAGCAAAUUAGUGUAAAGAAUGAAAAGAUUAUAAAGGGUGAUGUUGUACUAGUGAAAUCCCCUACUGAUCCAUUAGGUAUUAUAAUUAAACGAGUGAUUGGUAUGGAGGGAGAUAUGGUCUUUAAUUAUUCAUCACAAUCUUUUAAAUAUGUACCAAGAGGUCAUGUAUGGCUAGAAGGUGAUAAUAAAUCUAAUUCUACUGAUUCUCGAGAAUAUGGUCCAGUACCUUAUAAUUUACUACAUGGCAGAAUAUUUCUGAAGGUGUGGCCAAUUGGUGAUGUAGGAUUUUUAGGACUGCGAGACUAG
Molecule: messenger RNA, 465 nt
Organism: Lottia gigantea (owl limpet)
Lineage: Eukaryota; Metazoa; Mollusca; Gastropoda; Lottiidae
Exons: 5
Coding region: 1-465 (154 amino acids)
Cellular component (GO): membrane; mitochondrial inner membrane peptidase complex
Molecular function (GO): serine-type endopeptidase activity
Source: RefSeq, a predicted model, not a curated record